GUAUCUAAAAAAAGAACUUAAAACUAGAAUAGGCUAUAUAAACCUGUGCGCCAGCGAUAGAAAAAUCAUUCAACGAACUACAACUAGACGAGAAGAGAACUCGACAAACAAGAAAGAUGUAUACACGAUCGAAUAGUUUGGUAUUGUCAAUUCCGACUAAUAAUUAUCAAGAACAGUUCGCUUACAGGGCGAUGCCGCGGAGCAAAGAGCCAGAAAUCUUCACCUUUGAGCGGAUCCCAGCUCAAGAGCCACUGCGCUAUACGCCAGUGCGCCAGCGAAAGAAGAACACCCGUGUACAGUACCCAGCCAAUGUCCGAAAGUACCUUCCACCUGCCGAGAAGAGCGCUGCCAAGCGCUGGCUCGUUGCUCUGUGCCUGGUACUGUUCCUUCAGAUCUACACCGAGGAUGCUUGCAUCGAGACACCGAUCAGCGCCGAGAGCCUUGCCGCCGAGGUACACGAGGAGGCGUCCUUUGGUCCAUACAAGGAGCUACGGUUCCAGUCAGCAGAGGAACAGGCGCGUCAACUCACAGACAGUGUCUCCAACGAGCUCUCUUCUGUCAACUGUCAGGAUCAACUUGUUGGUGAGCAGAGUGACAACACCUGGAGCAAGCUGGUCAAUACAACGUGUCCCAGCUGGGAUGCCGAGACGAAUCGCAUGCACAAGCAGAGCACAAGGAACAGCUACGUGGUAGCAUUCCUCUACCCGGCAGUUUAUCACAGACUGGGAUCUGAGAAUUGAAAGAACUGAACUGGUUUUUCAGCUCAAGCCUUGGCAUUAAGACGGAGCCGGGUUCAAUGGCUUUGGUUUGGAUAAAGUGAGCGAGCUGCCUCUGUCCGGGCGCUGCCAGGCCGGGAGCUCAUUCAUCAAGGCGCUCGCUGAAGCCUCACCAGAGGAGCCUGCAGUAGCUGCUGUAUUUGGAGAAUGCGAGUGAAGCGAAAGAAAGAACAUGUUACUUAUUGGACAAUUUUGAAGGACUGACUGGCUGACUGUUACAAUGCUGGCCUCAAACUUGAAUAUAGAAAAACUUGAAUUAUAUUUUAGGUUCACAUUUGCAAUGAUGUACUGUAGAAGUCAAACUUAGCACACUAACAUGUUGGUAGCUGUAUGGCCAAAACGUAUAGGCCUACAGUAUUGAAGUGAUAUUUGUAAUACUAUGAUUUACUUUGUGGAAGCCUAGUACUUGAUAUUGAGACUAAUAUUUUGCUAAACUAUUUAUUUAUGAAGAAUAUUCUAUGAAGUUUAUUAUUUAACUUGUUAUUUAUUUAUAUUGUUCUAACGAUUUGUUAUUUAAUAAUUUAAAUAAAACUUUCUGAAAUGUU
This is a messenger RNA of Coregonus clupeaformis (lake whitefish), 1321 nucleotides long. RefSeq lists its product as uncharacterized. Bases 117 to 740 code for a protein of 207 amino acids. Gene Ontology annotation, biological process: negative regulation of apoptotic process. NCBI's taxonomy places the organism in Eukaryota, Metazoa, Chordata, Actinopteri, Salmoniformes, Salmonidae. The record is from RefSeq and is a predicted model, not a curated record. The transcript has a single exon.